UUGACGUGAGAUAUCCCGCAAAUUGACGCGGUAAACAACAUGGCCGAUGUGCGGUGCACGUCAUUACAAGAGAAUAACACGGUUUGAUAAAUCAAUAUUUCAGCUAUGUACAUCGUAAAGUAUGUACAUCCAUACAGGCAUGUCGUUUAAAUGUAAAGGUUGACAAAUUUGUUCGUCCGAACCGCGAAUUCUCCGCGUGACGAUGUCGUCGGAGAAGGUUCUUUAUCGGUUAGACCAGCCCCACAGUGCCGGUAGUGUAUACAUUUCCUGGCGUCCGGGAAAUAGUACACACUUAGCCACAACAGGUUGUGAUUCCACAGUUGCCAUUUUUGACAGACAAGGAGAUAUUCAAGAACGAAUACAAAUUUCCGGACUGUGUAAUGGCUUUGGUUGGGAUUCUGACGGAGAUCUGCUGGCAGUGAUAUCUCAGAAUUCCUCAAUAAUCGUACUGUGGGAUGCAACAACAGGAAAGAAGUCUCAGAUAGAUGCAGGUGUGAGAGAUGGACUGACUUGUAUGAUGUGGGCAAAGAAGAGCUGUGUGUUGGCAAUAGGAACAGAAAAGGGCAAUUUGGUGCUUUAUGAUCACAUAAAUGCCAGGAGAAUACCAAUUUUGGGGAAACACAGAAGGCGUAUUCUAUGCGGUGCGUGGUCGAUAGACGGUCUUCUUGCUUUGGCAAGCGAGGAUAAAGUUUUAACCAUCAGCACAAGUGAGGGAGACACUCGCCGAGAAAUAAGUCUUCAGGGUGAUCCGUCCGAUAUACAAUUCAGUGAGAUGAAAAUGGAUCAUAGGAUAGGCGGUGAAAAUACAGUGUCCCUUGUUGUCAGCAAAACAACUCUGUUCUUAUACAACAUAUUGGAUCCAGAAAAUCCCAUUGAAUUGGCUUUUCAGAAACGUUACGGACUGAUUGUAACUUACAAGUGGUAUGGCGAUGGUUACAUACUGGUAGGAUUUGAGGCUGGUUUCUUCAUCGCGAUAUCGACACACAUCAAAGAAGUCGGUCAGGAAUUGUUUCAAAUCAAAAAUCACAGAGAUUCGUUGACGGAUAUCGCGCUGAGUCAAGUGGUUGGAAAAAUGGCCACUUGCGGUGACAAUACGAUAAAAGUACACAGUUUGCAGAAUCUCGAAGAAACGGAAACGUUGAUCACGGUGAACGGCGAGAAUGGGAUCAGUAACAUUGAAUGGUCAACAGACGGAACGAUGUUGGCGGUUGUCACUUACAUUGGAAACAUUUUGAUUUAUUUGAUAGAAAUUCCUAAAUUAACCAGCGCCUGUGGCAACAGGAUAGCCCUGCUGACAAGUCUGAUGGAAGUUGCCGUACAUUUUUACACACUGGACAAGGACAAACCAAGUCCGCAGAUAAUUAACACCAUAAUAGAACCGGCGAUACUAGCGGUAGGUCCAAUGCAUUUAGCAGUAGGACUGAACAACAGAGCGUUAUUUUGGGACUUGUCCGUAAACCACUACAACAACAUUCACUUUGAAAAAGAUUAUUUGGCUACAAUCGAUAGCAUGCGUCUAAACGAGACGUACGUGUCGGCGCUGUUUGACGGAAAACUACAAUUGCAUUCGAUUAAAUUUGAUCAGACAUUAAGCAACAACGAGAAGGAUACAAAAAUGUUUCCAGACACGACUUCUUCUCAGAGUAGAAUAACAUGUCACGCUCUGUGCUCGGAUUUCUUGGUUUACGGUGACGACAUGGGUCACAUUGUCUAUUUUUAUCUGGAAACCUUUAACGAAAGUACGGAAUUCGCGCAUAACAACGGGAUAAAACAGUUGUACUUGGACGCGAACGGGACGCAGUUGUGUUUUAUCGACGACAAAUCGGACGCGUUCGUGUUCGAUCCGAUAAACGAAACAGCCAUCGCGGUGCCUGAUUGUCCUGAUAACAUUGACGGUAUUCUCUGGGAUCAGAACAUAUACGAACGCGCUAUAUUUGUGGUGUACAACAAGAGCGUGAUUGUAACAUACAUUCUUGUAAAAUAUUUUAUCGAAGGUACCAAAGUGAUAAAAGUAAAUACAACCAAAUUGCCAUUGGACUCGAUACCUUUACUGAUGUAUUCCGGCGAGGUAACGUUGAGCACAACGGGUGGCAAACUGAUACAAAUAACAUUAGCCUCUCACGAAGACGUGGGCAACAUUGUGGAAUCGAAGAAGGUCAAUGAGAUUUUAGACAAUCAAAUAUUGUGCAGACGAUUUCAUCAGGCGUGGAACAGUUGUGAGAAAUUAAACGAGAGAGACGCGUGGGUGAAGCUAGGACAAAGUGCUAUCGCGAACUUAAAUAUCGAAUACGCCGUCCGCGUGUAUCGACAAAUAGAAGACGCUUCGAUGGUGUGGACGUUACAAAGCAUGGAGAAUAUUGACGAGUUGGCGUUGUUAUGCGGCCAUGCUUGCAUAUUACUGGGAAAUUAUAACGAGGCGGAAAAAUAUUUUCUACAAUCAUCCGAGCCGGUGCAGGCCCUGUAUUUAAGAAGGGACCUGAUGCAGUGGGAACAAGCGUUGAGUUUGGCGCAGAAAUUAAAACCCGACGAAAUUCCCUUCAUCGCCCGAGAAUAUGCUCAACAGUUGGAAUUUACCGGAAAUUACCCGAAAGCUUUAACGAAUUACGAACGCGGUCUGGUUGAUGUCGACGCUUCGUUGACUUUGGCCGCGCAAAAUCCUCACCAUCGCAGUCAGUGUUUAGCGGGAAUAGCGAGAAUGUCUAUAAGAUGUGGGGACAGCAGAAGAGGCGUCGGAAUAGCCAUGGACAACGAGAGUUCGAGAUUGUUACGAAAGGAAUGUGCCGAGAUCUUGGAAUCGAUGAAGCAAUUUAGCGAAGCCGCGCAGUUAUACGAAAAAGCGGAAUAUUUUGACAAGGCUGCUUCAGCGUAUAUAAAGUUAAAGAAUUGGCACAAGGUGGGCCAACUGUUGCCUCAGAUAUCGUCGGCGAAAAUUAACAUACAAUACGCCAAAGCCAAAGAGUCCGAGGGUAAAUACGAGGAGGCUGCAAAAGCGUACGAAACCGCCAAGGACUACGACAACAUAAUUAGAAUUAAUCUGGAAUAUUUAAACAAUCCCGCUCGUAGUGUUGAGGUUGUGCAACAAACCAAAAGCAUAGAAGGUGCGAAGAUGGUUGCUAAAUAUUUCCAAAAGAUGAACGAUUACAACGCGGCUAUCAAAUUUCUGAUUCUGUCGAAUUGUCACGACGAAGCUUUUCAACUGGCCAAUCAACACGGCAAAAUGGAACUGUACGGAGAAAUUUUGGUGAACACGAUCGACGACACCAACGUGCGGAGAGAAGAUUUCAGAAGCCUCGCGAUGCAUUUUGAGUCUCAGAAAAACAAUCUCUUGGCAGGGAAGUAUUACUUCCACGCCAAAGAGUAUCAGAAAGCUCUGCGACAUUUGUUAAAAGCUGCGCAACUGGUGCCGGACGACGAUCGAGCGAUCUCUUACGCCAUAGACACCAUCGCGUCUUCUAAAGAUGAUAAAUUGGCCAAUCAAUUAAUUGAUUUCUUAUUAGGAAGCGAUGGAUUACCAAAGGAUCCGAAGUAUCUGUUUCGAUUGUACAUGGCUCGAAAGCAGUAUAAAGAAGCGGCUAAGACGGCGAUCAUAAUUGCGAACGAGGAACAAAUUAACGGAAAUUACAGAAAUGCUCACGACGUCUUGUUUGGAAUGUAUCAAGAAUUGAAGAGAAACAAGAUCACCAUACCUUUGGAGAUGCAAACCAAUUUGAGACUUUUGCAUUCCUACAUUCUGGUAAGAUUACACGUGAAGAGAAGUGAUCAUCUACGAGGCGCCCGAAUGCUGAUAAGAGUGGCCAACAACAUAUCGAAAUUUCCAUCUCAUAUUGUACCGAUAUUAACGUCGACCGUAAUAGAAUGCCACAGAGCGGGCUUGAAAAACGCGGCUUUCAAUUUCGCCGCGAUGCUGAUGCGUCCCGAGUAUCGCGGACAAGUAGACGCGAAGUACAGCAAAAAGAUCGAAGCGAUCGUGAGAAAACCACCGAAAGCAAAGGACAUCGAGAACGAGGACGAGCCUCUGACACCGUGUCCGUAUUGCAAGAGCAGACUUCCCGAGACUGAAGUAACCUGUGAUAAGUGCAAAAAUACUAUACCAUUCUGCAUCGCAACGGGACGACACAUUGUUGAGGAUGAUUUUACAGUAUGUCCUCAAUGCGAUUUUCCCGCCAUUAGAAGUGAAUUUUUAAGAAUCGCCGAAUCUGAAGAGACUUGUCCAAUGUGUUCGGAACGAGUUGUUCCUGAAGCUGUAUCGUCCACCAUUGACAUCCGUCCGUAUCUCAAUUUUCAGGAAGAAAACACCAACAUUAUAAAGGCAUAAUGUUGAUUUUUGUAAGAAAAGUGCACUUAGUGAUAUAUAGACAAAUGAGGUAAGAAAAAUAUUGUAAUUAGAAUUUAUACAAACACACACACACACACAAAGAAUACAAAUAGCUAUAGACGUUUGCACUUUUGUGCUGCAUAAGUGAAAAGGUGCCUUGUUAUUGUUGUGCCUUAUGGCUUCUAAUUAGUCGCUGUGGAAUUCUUGAAUGUGACAUCAAGAAGCGAGAGAAACAUACAUCCGAAAUUCGUCCACUUUAUGUUAAAAUAAAACAAGUGUUGGACGACUUUCAGACGUAUGUUUCCUCGCUUGUGUUAUCCUUAAGCAAGUAGAGAGAGAGUUUACUCUCUCGAAAUAAUGUUGUUUGCAAACAACAGUUAGUAGAAUAUGAAUUGACAACAAAAAACAGUAUUGUGUCGAUAUAGUGUGCCGUCCAUAUGAGUACAAGUUAUUUAAGUGCGAUUAGAUUAUUACUCACUUGAAAACAAAAACAGUUUUAUAAACACGUAGGUUUGCGUUACGCAAGCAGUUUGCUUCUUAUAUUCUCAUUAUAUAUAAUAAGAAUUACUUUUUUUUAAUCAAGAGAAGAGAUUAAACACAGAAUAUUAAACUUUAUACACUUUUAUUAUUUAGUAUAUAUUGAAUAUAUAAUUGUGAGCAGAUAUAAUAUAUAUCACAAAAUAAAACAUCACGAAACUGAGUUAAUUAAUUACAAUGUGAAUCUACGUGAUUCACACUUUUAAUUGAAUUAAAUAAUUAACGAAGAAAGACGUUCCGAGCUUUAUUUUGCAGCAAAUAGAACGUGGAGUGAAAUCGAAAGGCAUAUUCGCAGUUAUUGUAAUUGGCUGAAAGGGAUUGAGACCCGGAAAACAAUUUUCUAAAGACGGAUUCGAACUCGAGAUCUUCGAGGUUCGCAGCCUUUGCCCCAGAAGUCACGAGACCACGGAUCUCGCGACGUGCAAUAAAACGGCCGAUCUAACCCAACCUCAUACAACAUUCGUACAACAAUUUUUACACUUGUAGACGCGACAUGAUACAUAACUUAUUGUUAGAUACGUAUGUAUAUUAUAGAAUAGAACACGUGACUGCGCAGCAUGACUUUGAGGAAUCGAUGCGCGAUGUAACGUCAUGCUGCUGUUUUUUCUCAUAAAGUUUAAGUCGGCAUUCCGCGAUGUGUAGACUCUCUUACAAGUUUAUCGCAACGUUUGCACAAUGUUUCCCGUUGUCUUUCGAAUUUUACGCGCAAAAAUCUAUUCUUGUCUUUCGCAGAGAAGAGAUAAUGAUUCUCGAGCAAACUGUAAAUCUGUUGCGCGCUGUUACUUUUUUCUAUUGCAAAAUAACUGUUUCUCGCUUUACAGAGAAACAAAAUGCGGCUUUGCGUGCGCGUUAAGUCAUCGACUAUAAAUACCGUUUUUUUUUUUCGAACUCGAAUAAAAAUAUCGAACAAUACAAUCGUCGGACGCUAUACACGUACAUACUUUUACAUACUAAUAUUAUUUCUUUAAUCUUUUGCAUGUAUGCAAAAAAUGUUUUUGCAUAUAUACGAUCGAUUCCGCGUGUGUCCAAGUACACAGUAUUCUCCAAAUAUUUCACCUUUCACUUAUGUAAUAUGAGACUCCUCGUUAUCAGCUGUUAUCAAUAAACACACAAUAUCUAUAAUAUC
This is a messenger RNA of Pseudomyrmex gracilis, 5978 nucleotides long. RefSeq names its product WD repeat-containing protein 19 (gene Oseg6). Gene Ontology annotation, molecular function: protein binding. The record is from RefSeq and is a predicted model, not a curated record. Gene Ontology annotation, cellular component: intraciliary transport particle A; cilium. Lineage: Eukaryota; Metazoa; Arthropoda; Insecta; Hymenoptera; Formicidae. Bases 203 to 4315 code for a protein of 1370 amino acids. Gene Ontology annotation, biological process: cilium assembly; intraciliary retrograde transport. The transcript is spliced from 20 exons.